AUGAUCCCUACCAAUGGCGCAAAGGUUCUUCGAUUGUUGACUCGUCGAUGCCUAUCGUCAACAUUUGUACAAGAUUUGGCUAAUCAGAAACUCAGGGGAAUAGCUAUUGGGAGUUAUAGGAGAUUGAAUACGGGCACUGGCAAUCCUGCCAAAGUUCUUGGAGAUUACGCUUCAAAAUCUGGGCAUGAUCGGAAAUGGAUCAACUUUGGAGGCUUUAAUACUAAUUUUGGUUCAACAAGAUCUAUUCAUGGAACAGGUUCUUCAUCCAUGUCCGCUAAGGACUACUAUGAAACUCUUGGAGUAAGCAAGAAUGCUCCAGAAGGUGAAAUCAAGAAGGCUUAUUAUGGCCUUGCUAAGAAACUCCAUCCUGAUAUGAAUAAAGAUGACCCAGAAGCUGAGAAGAAGUUCCAGGAAGUCUCUAAAGCAUAUGAAAUUUUGAAAGAUAAGGAGAAGCGUGACCUUUAUGACCAGGUUGGGCAUGAGGCGUUUGAGCAAAAUGCUAGUGGUGGAUUUCCAAAUGAUGGAGGCCAAGGCUUCGGCGAAGGAUUUAACCCGUUUGAUAUCUUUGGGAAAUUUAAUGACGAUGUCUUCAACGGCAUGUUCCGGCAAGAUAUCGGAGGUCAAGAUGUCAAGGUUUUGCUUGAUCUUUCUUUCAUGGAAGCUGUUCAAGGAUGCUCCAAAACUGUGACGUUUCAAACCGACAUGGCUUGUAAUACCUGUGGUGGACAAGGUGUUCCUCCUGGUACCAAACGUGAAAAAUGCAAAGCCUGUAAUGGCUCUGGGAUGACAACAAUGAGAAGGGGUAUAUUAAGCAUCCAAAGAACUUGCCAGAAGUGUGGUGGAGCUGGUCAAACAUUCUCAAGUAUUUGCAAAUCCUGUAGAGGGGCUAGAGUUGUUCGAGGACAGAAGUCGGUGAAAAUCAAUAUUGAUCCAGGGGUUGACAAUAGCGAUACAUUAAAGGUGGCAAGGGCAGGCGGGGCUGAUCCUGAAGGUGACCAACCUGGAGAUCUUUAUGUUGCUAUCAAGGUUCGUGAAGAUCCUGUGUUCCGCAGAGAUGGAUCAGAUAUUCAUGUGGAUUCGGUUCUCAGUGUUACCCAGGCCAUUCUUGGAGGAACCAUUCAAGUUCCAACACUCACCGGUGAUGUUGUAGUGAAGGUCCGUCCUGGAACCCAACCUGGUCAGAAAGUAGUGCUAAGAAAUAAAGGGAUUAGAGCAAGAAAGUCGACUAAAUUCGGGGAUCAAUAUGUGCAUUUCAACGUCAGCAUCCCUGCAAAUAUAACGCAGAGACAGCGUGAACUGCUUGAGGAAUUCAUUAAAGAAGAACAAGGUGAAUGCGAGCGGCGCACGGCUUCUGGUUCUUCCUAG
Microthlaspi erraticum is the source of this 1365-nucleotide messenger RNA. NCBI's taxonomy places the organism in Eukaryota, Viridiplantae, Streptophyta, Magnoliopsida, Brassicales, Brassicaceae. The record is from the annotation of a GenBank genome assembly.